AUGCCAGAUUCAAUGACAAGAAAAAGGGAGGUCCGCAAAUGCAAAUGGCAGUGCGAAAACAGUUUCUCGGCAGAGGAGUCUUAUCACGGAACAAUGUCUGGCACGAAGAGGCACGCAAACAGGAAAGCAGAGGAGCUUGAAAAACUAUGCAAUGCGAGGACCCGGCCAAGGCCAGAGAAAGCAUCACCGAGUUUGAAAAAAUGUAAGAAUCUGAAUUCGUCAUCACGCGGUGAGCGUAAAGGAGAAAAGAAGGGGUGUGACGGUUUUGAGGAGAAAGAGACUAAGUUGGAUUAG
Messenger RNA from Prunus armeniaca (apricot), 294 nucleotides. The record is from the annotation of a GenBank genome assembly. NCBI's taxonomy places the organism in Eukaryota, Viridiplantae, Streptophyta, Magnoliopsida, Rosales, Rosaceae.